GUGGCUGGUCAAGAGAACAGUGUCAGGAGUCCCCUCGGGAUCACGAUAUCUGAUUUGUGAUGAGGUUUUGAGUCUUUUAGAAUAUUCAGUUUCACUAUGGGGCCAUUUAUUCGUCUCCUCCUUGGUUUGUGCACAUUGCAUCUGUUUAUCAGUUUUAACACAAUUGUGAACGCAUCCAGGAUACCAUGGACCGCUGCUAAAAACAGUGGGACUGUGAGGAAGGCCAGAGCUGUGAACAGACCGACACCUAUCGACUGUAGGGUGGGGAGCUGGUCUUCUUGGACACCAUGUAAUGCCUGCACGGACAGAAAGUUCAGUUUCCGAUACUUAGAGAAACCCUCGCAGUUUGGUGGGACUGAGUGUGUUGAUACACUCUGGAGGAGGGAGACAUGUCCCACAUCAACCACACAGUGUGUGGUGGACGAUUACUGUGGAGAGAGCUUCACCUGCAAAGAAACAGGGCGCUGCAUCAGCACUUCACUUCGAUGUAAUGGAGAGUCAGACUGUGAUGAUUCUUCUGAUGAGGACGAAUGUGAAAGUUUAAACCUGAGAAAUGACAAGUGUUCCACCCUCAUACCAGUCCCUGGUGCAGAGCGUGGCACGCAAGGUUUUAGUGUCUUAGCUGAUGACUUAAUGGAUCAUGUACUUGACCCAAGAUAUUUUGGAGGAGAGUGUGAAUAUGUCUAUAAUGGUGAAUGGAGAAAAUUCACUUACGAUGCAUUCUGUGAGAACCUGCAUUACAAUGAAGAUGAGAAGAACUACCGGAAACCUUACAACUACCAUACUUACCAUUUUGUGGCCCAAGCAUCCUCACAGGGCUCUUCUGAAUAUUAUGAUGACAUGAAUAGCCUGCUGAAGGCAGAUAAAAGAAUGUCAUCAUUCAGUGCCGGCGUCACGGUUGGGCUCUUCCACGUGGAAGGCGGGCUGCAUGGCAGCCGGGAAGAAACGUUUUUCAAAAAGAUAACACAGUUUAAAAGCGAGGAUUUCGGGUUCGUUCGGCUUCGUUCUGAAGUGCAAACAGCUCACUUCAAGAUGAGAACUAAUAAGCUGAUGCUUCAUGAAGAUUUCUAUGUUUCACUCAUGGAGCUCCCAGAGCAAUAUGACUUUGGGAUGUACUCUCGCUUCUUCAACACAUUUGGCACCCACUACGUCACAGAGGGAACCAUGGGGGGAACCCUGGAACACGUCGUGAUUGUCAACAAAACAGCUAUGAAAAACUCACAUAUUGACGGCCAUCAAGCUGGAGGAUGCUUUGGUGCCUCUUUUGGUUUCAGCAUUCCAAUCGGCGGCAGUGCAGCAGUAGAGUCCAAGUUGAGAGGGAAUUUAUGCAAUAAAGGCGGAGAAUUCACUAAAGUAGAAGGAGGUAAUUCUUCUAUUGUUCAGGACGUUGUCACGAAAGUAAAGGGAGGAAUCACAGACAGCAGUGCUGGCGUGAUGGCCAUCAGGAACCCUGACGUAUACCAGAAGUGGGGGGCAUCUCUUAAAUAUAACCCAACACUGAUUGAUUUUGAGAUCAUGCCAAUUUAUGAGCUCAUACGCCUCAGCACAGCUGCUGACCAUGUAGGUAACAGGGUGGCCAACUUGCAGACAGCCUUGGAUGAGUAUCUGCAGCAGUUUGACACCUGCCGCUGUGCCCCCUGCAGGAACAAUGGGAUUCCUGUCCUCUCAGGCACUUCCUGUAAGUGCAUCUGUGAGUUAGGCUACCUCGGAGACGCCUGUGAAAAGACUAUCCGAAGAGAUACCAAGACAGAUGGAUCAUGGUCCUGCUGGGGGGCCUGGUCACCCUGUACAUCAAGGAGGAAGACCAGAACAAGAGCGUGCAAUAAUCCUCCACCUGAGGGGGGUGGAACCACCUGCUUAGGCUCUGCAUCUCAGACCUGGCCCUGUUAAAGACAAGUUUCUCUCCUGAGUUAACAUGUGUUAACUACUUAGAGAACACUUUUUUGUGUUCCUUUCUAAGUGCUCAGAAAUAAAAGAUAAAAUUUGACAUUCUGGAUUUCAAAAAUAUAAAUAAAAAUAUGUUUA
This is a messenger RNA of Archocentrus centrarchus (flier cichlid), 2025 nucleotides long. RefSeq names its product complement component 8, alpha polypeptide (gene c8a). The record is from RefSeq and is a predicted model, not a curated record. The transcript is spliced from 11 exons. NCBI's taxonomy places the organism in Eukaryota, Metazoa, Chordata, Actinopteri, Cichliformes, Cichlidae. Gene Ontology annotation, molecular function: protein binding. Gene Ontology annotation, cellular component: membrane attack complex. Bases 97 to 1890 code for a protein of 597 amino acids. Gene Ontology annotation, biological process: complement activation.